ACUUGACAACUGAUACCCGAUGCGCUGUCUGGAUUAACCGCGCAGGAGAAGCGAUCACGCCGGAUGGAUCAUUGGCUGGACCGCUGCUAUUAAACCGUCUGUGGCCGGGGAGAAAAAACAACUUUUACUCGAACCUUCCCCGGUACGGAGCUUGUUUUGUAAUUAUCUCCAUUUGAAGAGGCUCGGAGAUAGGAUAGGAAGACUGGAAAGUGAAUUAAAAUGUUUCGUUGACAAGACUGGGAAUUUCGGACCACACAAUGUGUUUUAUUUGUUUAAUUAAACUAUUUUAGCCGGUCUGGGGAACGCAUUUAUUGUUCAAGUAUACGUUGGUUUUGUGAAGGAAUUCUUGGUGUGACUCCUGCGCGACGACGGCGGCUGGUGGGGAAAGGAGGGAACAGUGGCGGGACGCAGCGGAAGUAGGGAAGAGCACAUUUAAGUGUGACGGCUUCCUAUCGCUUUCUCUUCGGCGGGGAUUCUUCCCUAAGCCGGCGGAUGGAGGGAUGAGACGCGGCGAUACAGACGGCAAGAGAGAAGAGGGCGAGGAGGAGGAUUGAGAACGCAGAACGGACGCACCCCUCUGGAAGAGUAAACCUUUACGGAAUUAACGUCAAUCCGAAGGGAUAUUGCGCAUAUUACCCACGCACACAUGUAUUAAUGGCCAAAUUGGAACCUAUUUGGAGUUACAAGCGUCAAGGAUGGGAUUUGGGAUUUGGAGAGAUAAUUUCACCCUGACACGGUGAUCGAAGAACGGCAACAUCACAAGACACGCAGCAAAGAGGUUGGCGAAUGUAUUAAAGGAGGAUAUGAUGGGACAAACAAAAUGGACAGAAUGGAUGUAAAGACAGAUCGGGGAAUGAGGAUGGAAAUAAUGACAGAUGCGGAUGUGAAAGAUUCAUCAGUCUUUUCCCGGAUUUUGCUCUCCAUGAAGAGAAAUCCUUACCAGUACCGCUGCUGUUACAGUAAUCGGUCCGUUUGACUCCAACCUUGGCUGAUGACAGCAGCGUGUGAAAAAAACUGAAGAGCUGCACCAGCACCCUCAUCAAUACCAAUCUACGGUAACAUGUGAAGCCUCAAGUAGACUGACGUCUGCUUUCACAUUUCUCAAGGUGUCCGGUUCGGGUGGGGUGGUGACCAUGGAGAGGCUGUUGCUGUGUGUGAUGUUGGCAGCUGCCAUGGCAGUACGGGCGCAAAUCUGCCCGAAGCGCUGUGUUUGUCAGAUCCUGUCACCCAACCUGGCAACACUUUGUGCCAAGAAAGGUCUACUUUUUGUACCGCCAAACGUCGACAAGCAUACCGUGGAACUAAGGCUGGCUGACAACUUUGUCACCAGUGUGAAGAGGAAAGACUUUGCAAAUAUGACACGGCUGGUGGACUUAACGCUAUCCAGAAAUACUAUCUCCUACAUCACACCUCAUGCCUUUGCAGAUCUGGAGAACCUCCGAGCCCUGCAUCUCAACAGUAAUCGUCUGACGAGGAUAGGCAAUGACACCUUCAGUGGGAUGUCAAAGCUUCACCACUUGAUUUUGAACAACAACCAGCUGGUGCUGAUCCACCAGGGAGCUUUCAAUGACCUGCUGGCACUUGAAGAAUUGGAUCUCAGUUAUAACAACCUGGACUCUAUUCCGUGGGAGGCCAUCCAGAGAAUGAUAAGCCUCCAUACCAUGAGUUUGGACCACAACAUGUUGGACUAUAUUCCAGAGGGGACAUUUUCUUUGCUACAGAAACUCAACCGCCUCGAUGUCACAUCAAAUAAACUUCAAAAGCUCCCACCGGACCCUCUUUUUCAGCGUGCACAGGUUCUGGCCACAUCUGGGAUCAUGUCCUCCUCAACCUUUGCAUUGUCAUUUGGGGGAAACCCUCUGCAUUGCAACUGUGAGCUACUUUGGCUGCGAAGGCUUAACCGCGAGGACGACUUGGAGACGUGUGCUUCACCCCAGCACCUCUCUGGACGAUACUUUUGGUCCAUUCCCGAGGAGGAGUUCCUGUGUGAACCCCCGCUUAUCACCCGAUACUCACAUGAGAUGAGGGUCCUCGAAGGACAGAGGAUUUCACUAAGGUGUAAGGCACGAGGUGACCCAGAGCCGGCCAUCCACUGGAUAUCCCCUGAUGGCAAACUGGUCUCCAACUCCUCCAGGACUCUGGUCUACACCAAUGGAAGUUUAGACAUCCUCAUUAGUACUGUGAAAGACACAGGCUCCUUCACCUGCAUCUCCUCCAACCCGGCUGGCGAAGCCCACCAAACCGUAGACUUGGUUAUCAUAAAACUCCCGCACAUCUCCAACAACACGAACAACAUCCAGGAGCCCGACCCUGGAUCAUCGGACAUUUCCACAUCCACCCGAAGCGGAUCCAACGGAAGCAAUGUAACCGGCGACGUGAAGGGUGCGGUCGAAAAGAGGGUGGUGACCGUGGAGGCCACCUCGUCAACGGCGUUGAUCAAAUUUAACUUCCAGAGGAAUAUUCCAGGCAUUCGGAUGUUCCAGAUACAGUACAACGGGAGCCAAGAUGACUCACUAGUGUACCGAAUGAUCCCUCCAUCCAGCCAGAGCUUCCUGGUCAACAACCUAGCAGCGGGAAGCCAGUACAACCUAUGCGUGCUCGCCAUCUACGACGACAUCAUCACCUCCCUGACUGCAACCCGCGUGGUCGGCUGCGUGCAGUUCACCACAGAGUCGGAGUAUAUGAGGUGCCAUUUCAUGCAGUCCCAGUUCCUCGGCGGGACUAUGAUCAUCAUCAUUGGAGGGAUUAUAGUCGCUUCUGUGCUCGUGUUCAUAAUCAUCUUGAUGAUACGGUAUAAGGUGUGUAACCCAGGAGAGGGUGUUAAAGGCAUGUCAAUGUCGAUGACCACCGUUCACUCUCAGACCAACCGGCAGCAGAGAUGCAGUAUGACUCCCAGCACCUCCAAGCAAGGCUCAAUCGGAUUGGACGACUUCUCGGGAGGCUCAAAGAAGAGGAGCGGAGGGACGGGCGGAAAAGAUGUGACGACGCUUUCGUCCAAUUCCCCUCUGCCAGACGGUUCCACCGCCAUGUCUGUUCUCAGCCAGCAAUGGACACCGGCUGAGGAGCCUGGUGCGAAGAGUGCUCACUCCGGCGUCUCCUCGCCCACCGCCACCAGCUCGCUGAGGAGACCCAAGCGGAAGCCGGCCCCGGGUAAACCAGGCUCAACUUGUUCAAACACGUCAGCCGGCGCGGAAAACCUCCCCUGUUUGUCCCCUCGCUCCUCCUCCACUACUUCGUCCGUACUUCCUGCGCCUUCCACCCCUCUUGAUACCCUCAACACCAACCGCAACAACUCCACCUCGUUUAACCAAGCUCUGCCUCCUCCCGCCGCCAGUCCCAACGUCCGCUACCGAGAAACCCCCAUACUGCGCCGAGCUCCGCGCGCCCACACCUCCUCCGCUGCUAAGUAUCAGACUCUCCCAGUGGAGGAGGGCGGGCGGAGCAGGGCGAGGAGGAGGUACUCUCUCAGCGAGGGAGGCUCCAAGACACUCUCGUCCCAUAGAGGGAUUGCAGGAGCACCAAGGUUAGGACGCAUAGUGCGGGACAAAAGGAGUCAAUCCAUGAGUGGGAUGCUCCUCUCCAAAGAAGGGGAUGGAGACUCCAGUAGAGGGCGCUGUGAUUCGGACUGGAUCUUGGAAAGCACAGUUUGAACUGAAACCAGAGAAAAAUCACACACUCUUAUAUAUUUUCAUUUGUUAUUUUGGGAGUUUUGACUUGACACCAGUGUGCGUGUGUGUGUGUUGUUUCUAUUUAGUGUGAGCAUAUUUGUGUCCAUGUUGUUUUGCUAAGGAUGCGCGGCUGAGUGAGCAGGUGUCCAUGUUUUUUUUCUCAACGUCAUCACGUUUCACCGCGAUUCUCCGGUUUCUACUCUGACAGUCUGGAGCAAGUGGGUUAUCUUGCCUCGUCUCGUCCUCAACUCGUCUCGUCGGUUCCACUUUAUAGCACAAGAAGAAAAGAAGACAAUGGGCUCGUCACGUCAUUUCCCCGGUACUUACUCACUCGGUCUGCAAAUAACACAAAAAGGGAAUUCUUGCUGGGGAAACAAACAAAAAGUCCCGUCCAAGAACUACGCCGCACGCCAUCGGACAGUCACACCCUGACAGGAAGUGUGUCGACAGACAGCAGCAGGUGCCUUCUUUUGCACAAAGACACUCUCUAAUUGGAAGUGGAUCUCCAACAUGCUCCACUGAGCAAAGAGCGGACAUUCAGAGGAAGACAAAGUUUUCACACAUAGCCUUUCUUCCCUACAUGAGGGAUAACGGUGACAAAGACACAUGACCAGGUGGCGACUUUAUGGACCUCAUAUGAAAGGGAUAUUUUUUAAAAGGGAAGAAUAUAAAGAAGAAAAAAAAAAAAAAGCUUUUCACUGACAUUGGUAUACUACUGGUUGGUCACAAAGCUCAUGUACAGAAAAAGACAACAUGUACUGUGUUGUUAUGUUGUGUCAAAUAAAACAGGUUCAAUUUCAAAAAGUAAUUGGAGUCAUUACAGAUCACGGCAUUUUUGUUUUUUGUUUUUUGUUUUUCAAUCCAUAAGCAAGUUAUGAAAUCUUUCAAGGUCAGAAUUACUCAUCUUUUUAUGCUUGCUGCCAAUGUAUUGUGAGUAGUAAGUAGCUAUCUGACCUUUUCAUCCCCUCCUGGAAGAAUCAUUAUUGAGCCUCGAACAACAAAAACACAACGCAGACUUUGGUUUCAGGUGCGCCAUUGAACAUUGUUAGAACUGAAUGAAAGUUCCGCGUGGACACAAAGGCCGAAACGCGUAAAAAAGUAACCGUUUUUUGAAAUAUCUAUUUUUGUGUGAACUCGCGGGCAUUCCAGACUGAUGGGAAUUAGAAAAUAGCCAAAUAAACAUGGUUGCCAUCAUCGAUUCCAGGUACUUUAUAGACAAGUAAUCUGAAAA
Molecule: messenger RNA, 4899 nt
Organism: Entelurus aequoreus (snake pipefish)
Lineage: Eukaryota; Metazoa; Chordata; Actinopteri; Syngnathiformes; Syngnathidae
Product: leucine-rich repeat and fibronectin type-III domain-containing protein 5-like
Exons: 12
Coding region: 1134-3650 (838 amino acids)
Molecular function (GO): protein binding
Source: RefSeq, a predicted model, not a curated record